Messenger RNA from Penicillium waksmanii, 1086 nucleotides. RefSeq lists its product as uncharacterized. NCBI's taxonomy places the organism in Eukaryota, Fungi, Ascomycota, Eurotiomycetes, Eurotiales, Aspergillaceae. The transcript has 4 exons. The record is from RefSeq and is a predicted model, not a curated record. Bases 1 to 1086 code for a protein of 361 amino acids.
AUGAUUCCCCCCUGCGACCCUUCCGUUCUCGAACACAACCCCAAGUUCAAACGACUCUAUGAGAACCUGACACUCAAUAUCCUCAAUCCGGAUGGCUCAACACGCGUCCACAGCGCCGACCCGGCGCGCACAGUCGUUGCGGAGGACCUGAAACAAUGUCAAAUCCGGAGCAGCAAGCGACGAAUCAAGGAGCGCAUCCUCAAACAACUGGCGUUUGCCUCGGACAGCGGGAUACCCGAUGAGUGCCAUGACAAUCUAGCAAUAAUAUCGCUAUACCUCGAAACCCCUUCCCCCGUAAUCGAGCCUGAACCACUAGCGCCAGCACCAGCUACGGACGAGAACGAGAACGAGAACAAGAACACCGACAACACAGCUCUCUCUCUCCUAGUCCCAGACUUCGAGACCUUCUACAAUACAAUCCCAACCCUCUCCCGACAACUCUCAACCCUACUCUUAAAUUCAAUUGCAGAACUCCGCUCACUAUCCAGCGACGAUGAACCCUCAAACGAACCCCCAUCCUCCCGCUCUACAUCAGCAACGCACCACGCCCGCACCCGAGCCCGAGACAAACGACUCCGAACCUCAAUGGCACCCGUGAAACCUUUAUCAACACACUUAGCCGACCAGGUCGCAUAUCUGCGCCAGAGACAGUUAUUCGAACUACCCACCGCCCGACGCGCGAUGGCAGCGACGGCGGCGCAAUUGUUGGCUGUUCAGACCGUUGUGCUUGAACGGUUGGUUGUUGUUCUUGAGAGGGGUAUGCAUGGGGCGUUGGCGAGGAGGAUUAAAGCUCGGGCGGAUCAUUUGGGGACUGUUGCGCGGGGUGUGGAGGGGAAGGCUGAGGUUACCAAACUUGAGAUCGCUGCUAUGCUUUAUACACCUGAGACGCUUGCUGCGCUGGGGAGGUAUCGGGCUCAUUUACGGGAAUUGAGGGAUCGGCUUGAUCAGCGGGGGAUUGUGGCGAAGGGGGAGUUGAAGAAGUAUGGGGAUGUUGGAGAAUUUGAAGUUGGGGAGGGGAGUGGAAGUGAUGGGGGGGACGUUGGCGGAGAUUGCGCGGCGGUAUGGGGGGUUGUUGAGGGAGGUUGA